Molecule: messenger RNA, 1308 nt
Organism: Closterium sp. Naga37s-1
Lineage: Eukaryota; Viridiplantae; Streptophyta; Zygnematophyceae; Desmidiales; Closteriaceae
Source: the annotation of a GenBank genome assembly
AUGGGGACGCAUUUGUGCAUAUUCCUCACCUGCAGUUCAUACCUGCUGCACUCGCUAAUCACCUUCCGUUCCCCCUCUCACAGCACCUCCAUUCCCACGAUGGCCUUACCUCCCUUCCCCCUCACUAAGCACCUCUCUUCCCCCUCUUACCUUCCACCCUGCCAGCACCUCCCUUACCGCAUCCGUCCCCCCUUAUUGCUCUACCCGCCUCCGACACCGCCUAUCUCAUCCCGGCCAGCCACUCCCUUCCCCCUCUCCAAUCACCGCCCAUCCCCCACUCACGGCACCUCCUUUCCACCUAUCAGCGCCUUCCUUUCCCGCUCUGUCCACUCCUUCUUUCCCCUAUCAGAGGACCCUCCUUCCCCCCUCUGUCCUCUCCUUCUUUCCCCUAUCAAAGCACCUUCCAUCCCCCCUCUGUCCUCUCCUUCUUUCCCCUAUCGUAGCACAUUCCUUCCCCCCUCUGUCCUCUCCUUCUUUCCCCUAUCAGAGCACCUUCCAUCACCCCUCUGUCCUCUCCUUGUUUCCCCUAUCGUAGCACAUCCCUUCCCCCCUCUGUCCUCUCCUUCUUUCCCCUAUCUGAGCACCUUCCAUCCCCCUCUGUCCUCUCCUUCUUUCCCCUAUCGUAGCACCUUCCAUCCCCCCUCUGUCCUCUCCUUCUUUCCCCUAUCAGAGCACCUUCCUUCCCUCCUCUGUCCUCUCCUUCUUUCCCCUAUCGUAGCACAUUCCUUCCCCCCUCUGUCCUCUCCUUCUUUCUCCUAUCAGAGCACAUUCCUUCCCCCCUCUGUCCUCGCCUCCUUUCCCCCAUCCACCUUCCAUCCGUCCUCUGUCCUCGCCUUCGUUCCCCUAUCAGAGCACCUUCCUUCCCCCCUCUGUCGUCUCCUUCUUUCCCCUAUCAGAGCACCUUCCAUCUCCCCUCGGUCCUCUCCUUCUUUCCCCUAUCGUAGCACAUUCCUUCCCCCCUCUGUCCUCUCCUUCUUUCCCCUAUCAGAGCACCUUCCUUCCCCCCUCUGUCCUCUCCUUCUUUCCCCUAUCAGAGCACCUUCCAUCUCCCCUCUGUCCUCUCCUUCUUUCCCCUAUCGUAGCACAUUCCUUCCCCCCCUCUGUCCUCUCCUUUUCCCUAUCGUAGCACAUUCCUUCGCCCCUCUGUCCUCUCCUUCUUUCCCCUAUCAGAGCACACUCCUUCCCCCCUCUGUCCUCUCCUUCUUUCCCCUAUCAGCACACUCCUUCCCCCCUCUGUCCUCUCCUUCUUUCCCCUAUCGUAGCACAUUCCUUCCCCCCUCUGUCCUCUCCUUCUUUCCCCUGUCGUAG